AUGUGGCUUGACGCUGUUUCGGGUGAUGCUGCUGCGUCCCUCGUCCCAGACCUGAUGCACAUUGCCCUCAGGCAACAUUUCCUGCUCACCAAUGUCGGGGCAGCAGAUGCGUUCGGGGAUCGUUUCGCCGCGUACUGGCUUGCUGCCUCGCCGCGACUGAGUGGCCACCAGGCGGUGCAGCAACACCGCUGCGCAGCAGGCCAAGAGGCCAUGUUGGCGAUGGCCUGCUGGACCGACACCACCCACCAGCGCCGCGCCCCCGCCGAAGCGGCCGCUUGUCGCAGCGCGGGUGCGGACCAGGUCGCGCACGAGUUUGAGCGCGCUCUGUGGCUGCACCGUCCUCCCAACAGUUCCGACAUCAGUUAA
Molecule: messenger RNA, 366 nt
Organism: Symbiodinium natans
Lineage: Eukaryota; Dinophyceae; Suessiales; Symbiodiniaceae
Source: the annotation of a GenBank genome assembly